AUGGGCUUCACUAGUACCUCCAGGCAGCGAAACCCGCAGCGGCAUGUUUGGGGGCCAAAACGCUCGGAAUGGCUAGAGGACAGGGGCUCGGACCAGCGUGAUCUACCGCGAGGUCGCUGCGUCCGUUGCUUGUGCAGAAGCAAGGCCGACUUCAAUGAGCUGCAACUCAGCAACAUCAGUAAUUGCCUGCCGGCACAGCUGGGAGCGCUCAUGGGCGAGUCAGGCGUCUCUCCAUUCACGCGACUGUCGGACAUGCCAUGA
Parastagonospora nodorum SN15 is the source of this 261-nucleotide messenger RNA. RefSeq lists its product as hypothetical. Lineage: Eukaryota; Fungi; Ascomycota; Dothideomycetes; Pleosporales; Phaeosphaeriaceae. Bases 1 to 261 code for a protein of 86 amino acids. The transcript is spliced from 2 exons. The record is from RefSeq and is a predicted model, not a curated record.